Messenger RNA from Rhagoletis zephyria (snowberry fruit fly), 999 nucleotides. Lineage: Eukaryota; Metazoa; Arthropoda; Insecta; Diptera; Tephritidae. The record is from RefSeq and is a predicted model, not a curated record.
AUGAUUGAUCGAGUCCCGGGAAACAUUAAAAUAAAAACCAACCCCAAGGACACUACCAUUAUGAUGUUCCCCGGACAAGGCAGUCAGUUUGUGGGAAUGGGCUCGGCGAUCUUUGAAGUGCCGAACGUUGAGAAACUCUUCUCCACCGCCAAAGCCAUCCUCGGCUAUGAUCUGCUGAAGAUGUGCCUUACCGGCCCGAUAGAGAUGCUCAACAAGACCGAGUACUGCCAACCAGCCAUCUACGUGACGUCACUAGCCGCCAUAGAGUACUUGCGAAGCAUCAACUCGGCCGAAGUUGAGCUUUGUGUCGCCGCAGCGGGCUUCAGCAUUGGCGAGAUUACCGCGCUCGUCUUUGCCGGUGCCAUGUCCUUUGAAGACGGCCUCAGGCUGGUGAAGCUGCGCGGUGAGGCGAUGCAGUACGCCUCUGAGCUAGUGCCUUCUGCCAUGGCGACGACCUUCUUUCACGCCGACGCCAAUGUGAACCUCGCCUGUCAGGCAGCGCGUGAGUGGUGCAAACGGAAGGACAUACCGGACGAGUACGCCGUCUGCUCGGUGGCCAACUACCUCUUUGCUCACUGCAAGGUCAUCGCCGGCCACGAGGAGGCGAUCAAGUUUCUCGAACUGAGCGGCAAAGACUUUGGCCUGAAGAAGAUGCGACGACUGCCCGUCUCAGGCGCCUUUCACACCUCGCUCAUGGAGCCGGUGACGAAGGUGCUCGCGGAAGCUCUCAAGCAAAUCAAACUGGAGGUUCCACUCAUUCCAGUGUACUCGAACUUUGACGCCAACGUGUACCGAAGCGAGGAGGAGAUUCGCAGAAAGCUUACCCAGCAGGUGUGCAAACCAGUCAAGUGGGAGCAGAUUCUCCACAAUCUCUACGACCGUCCGGCAGACGUUCCAUUUCCUCGCACUUAUGAAUGCGGUCCUGGAACAGCUCUGCUCAGCACGCUCUCUAUGGUGAACCGGGCAGCUCGGCAGCAUAGUAAACAUGUCAAGGUAUAA